Messenger RNA from Larimichthys crocea (large yellow croaker), 3526 nucleotides. It is a transcript of the gene klhl43, whose product is annotated as kelch-like family member 43. Gene Ontology annotation, cellular component: nucleus. The coding region runs from base 461 to 2536 and encodes 691 amino acids. The record is from RefSeq and is a predicted model, not a curated record. Lineage: Eukaryota; Metazoa; Chordata; Actinopteri; Sciaenidae. The transcript has 7 exons. Gene Ontology annotation, molecular function: protein binding.
GGUGGAUGCUGGAGGUGGAAGAGAAGCGAAGCUGAGGGAGGCGUGGUUGGAUUUCAGAUGUCACAGUGUUGGCAGGAGACCCCGACUUCCCCCCUCUGAUACCAACACACACACACACACAGCACUCAGACUGACAGAGGACGGAGGGACGAAGUAAAGAGGAACCUGUUAGAGAACAACGAAGAAUAAAGAAAGAAAUUUAAAGAGAGCCGAAAGCAAAAAGAAGGGAAGAAGAAAAGAAACCAGGAGGGAGAACGAGGUGCUGUGUGUUGUGUUAAAGUGAAAUCACCAACGAAAUCCCAACUCUGUCCAUUGCCAAAAACAAAGGGCUAUUUUCUUGUUCAUAAAGAAAGUCCAUUAAUUUUCGUUGCUCAGCUGGAUUUUUAGCAAGUGAACCAGUGUCCCUGUCUGUCAAGAAGUCAACUCACUAACCUACAAAAGACCACCUCAACAGUCAAAAAUGGCCCCCAAGAAGAAGGCCUCCCGUCAGAAGAAGCCUGCAGCGGAUACCAUCGCUCAGGUCAUGGAGACCACCCAAAUCCCAUUAAAGGUGGAAAGCCGUGGUGAUGGUGUGGUGGUGGUGGAGUCUGGCGUAAAGAAGAUCGAGCAGAUGGCAGCACUGGACAUCGCUCAGCUGAACAGCCUCAACCUGCCACUGCCUCCACCGGUCAUCAAGCCUGGAGAGAGAGGCCUCGGCCUGGGCAGCGAGCUGACACGACCCCUUCACGGAAACGCCUUGCUGGAGGAGCUCAGCAAGAUGCGGCAGGAGAAGUUCCUGACUGAUUUGGAGUUGGCCUGUAAGACAAAAGCCUUUGACGUCCACAAGUUGGUGAUCUCCUCAGUCAGUCAGUACUUCAGAGAGAUUCUGGCCAAAGAUCCUAGCAUGAAGCGUCUGGAGCUCCCCUCCCUCUCACCUCUAGGACUGGCCAAUGUGAUCACCUUCGCCUACCUGGGUCGCGUCCACAUGUCCCUCUACACCAUCGGCUGCACCGCCUCUGCCGCUGCCACCCUGCAGAUCCCUCAGCUCCUCAAGAUGUGCAUGGACUUCCUGCUGGCCGAGCUCAACGUUCAGACCUGCGUCUACAUCUGGAACAUUGCUGCCGCCUACGGCCUGCUGCCCGUGUGCGAGGCCGCCCGCCGCUUCGUCCUGGAGAACUUUGUGCAGUUCGCUGACACGCCUCUGUUCACACAACUGACCCUGGAGCAGAUGUCUGCCUUCCUGCAGGACGACUCGCUGCUGCUACCUUCAGAGGUCACGGCCUUCCAGCUGGCCAUGAAGUGGCUCGACUUCGACUCCACCCGUCAAACUCAUGCCGCCGAGCUCCUGUCUCACAUCCGCUUUGAGACGAUCCCAGCCAGCGAGCUGGUGAGUCAGAUCCAGCCCGUCCCCCGCAUGAUGAUGGACCCUCAGUGUCACCGUCUGCUGGUGGACGCCAUGAACUACCACCUGCUGCCCUACCAGCAGAACACCCUGCAGUCCCGCCGCACACAGGUCCGCGCCAGUCAGCAGACUCUGCUCACCAUUGGCGGUCGUCCAUCGCUCACAGAGAGAGCUCUCAGCCGCGAGGUGCUGUGGAGGGACCCUCGUGAAGGUGGAGCCAGUUGGCGUCACCUCACCCAGCUGCCGGCAAAGAGCUUCAACCAGUGCGUGGCUGUGAUGGAUGGCUUCCUGUACGUGGCUGGAGGAGAGGACCAGAAUGACGCCCGUAACCAGGCCAAGCACGCCGUCAGCACCCUCAGCAGAUACGACCCUCGCUUCAACACCUGGCUCCACCUGGCCAGCAUGCGUCAACGCCGCACCCACUUCUCUCUGGCAGCCAGCGGCGGUCGUCUGUUUGCCAUUGGCGGCCGCAACGUUGAGGGUCUUCUGGCCACCACUGAGAGCUACCUGCCGUCCUCCAACACCUGGCAGAUGCGUGCACCCAUGGAGGUGCCCCGCUGUUGCCACUCCAGCGCCACCCUGCCCUCCGGAGACAUCCUGGUGACCGGUGGGUACAUCAAUUGCGCCUACUCCCGCUCUGUGGCAUGCUACAAAGUGGACACCGACACCUGGAUCGAGAAGGCCUCCAUGGAGACGCCUCGCGGCUGGCACUGCUCUGCCACCCUUGGAGGGAAGGUGUAUGUUGUGGGAGGAAGCCAGCUGGGACCCGGCGGUGAGCGGGUGGAUGUUCUCUCUGUGGAGGUCUUCUCCCCGGAGAGCAGCACCUGGAGCCGUGCCGCCCCUCUUCGUCUUGGCGUGAGCACCGCUGGCCUGUCCCCGCUGGCCGAGAAGCUGUACCUGCUCGGAGGCUGGAACGAGGCAGAGAAGCGCUACAAGGCGGCCGUCCAGAAGUACGACCCAGCCACAGACAGCUGGUCUAUGGCAGAAGAUCUACCCGAACCCACUGUGGGAGUGUCCUGCUGCACCUUGACCCUGCCGCCACGCCACGCACCGCGUCGGCAGCAGCACCGAAACACCCCGGCCCACGAAGAGCAGCAGCAGAAGAACCGAAGCAGAGAGAGCAGCGUGGCUCCAUCACAAACCAUCACGGCAUAAAGAGACGACGAAGAGAGACUAGAAGAGAAGAGGGAUGGUUUAACCUCAGGAGAACAUCUGGAUCAUGUCCGCUCUGUUUUAUGUAAAUAUCUGAGGAACAAUUCAUCUAUUUAAAGUUUAAUUUAUUUCAGUCUGUACAUAGACAGUAGAAAACCAGGUAAUGUUCAAAAUAUAUAAACAUAUUUUAUAACUUUGUAACUUUGUAAUGAAGAAUUUCAAGAAAUUUUGUAAAAUAUUUAGACAGGUGAAGGUGAUUUUAGGGUUAAAAAAUAUAUUUAUUUACGCCUGACCUCUGUUAUUACAAUUAUAUACAAUGAAUUUAACAUACAGCCAGAUACAGGCCCAUGAAAAGCUCACGUAUGUGCUGGUAUUGAAAGAAAUUAAAGAGCUUGCAUGAUCCAAAGUGAUCUCAGGAGGUUUUACACUGACGGAAACAGAGAAGGAAAAAGGUGGAUGAGGGAUGAGGGAUGAGUAAUAGUGUGGAUCAGGUGGAGGUAGAUGGGUUGAUGGAGGAGGGUGACGAAGGAUGGAAAAGACGGGAACAGUGGCUGUGAAUCCACCGGCAGUUUGUGUACAAAGAUGUAUCUAUGCAGAGUGUGUGACGUCCAACUGUGAAAACGUGUGUGUGUGUGUGUGUGUGUGUGUGUGUGUGUGUGUGUGUGUGUGUGUGUGUGUGUGGCCGGCCGCAACAGGAAACGAGUCAACUCUAAAAAACAAAAAGCAAAAAUCAACAUCAGCAAAUGUGAAAUAUUUCUCACGAUGGUCGAGAAAAGGCGUUUAUUAAACAACCCAGAGUUUAAUUAUUUAACGGAUGUCUGUCAGAAGUAGAGUAGCUCGACUGUGACAAGAUGAAACGUAGACGUAGUGCUUGAUAAUAAAGAUUUUAUAAGUGCAACAGAGAGGAAGUAUUUAAGAUGUGAACACCAGAGGAAGGAAGUGUGAACGCCACAACAAAGGUGAGAUUUUAACAGGAAAUACAAAAAAAAAAAA